Acanthopagrus latus (yellowfin seabream) is the source of this 3387-nucleotide messenger RNA. It is a transcript of the gene trim47, whose product is annotated as tripartite motif containing 47. The record is from RefSeq and is a predicted model, not a curated record. The transcript is spliced from 8 exons. The coding region runs from base 70 to 1506 and encodes 478 amino acids. Gene Ontology annotation, molecular function: protein binding; zinc ion binding. Lineage: Eukaryota; Metazoa; Chordata; Actinopteri; Spariformes; Sparidae.
CCCUCCCUCCUCCUCCUCCUACCUCCACUUCCAGCUGCGGAAGUGUUGCGCGGCUCUCGGCUUGUCAACAUGGCUACCGCUGGAGCAACUGGAGACGACCUGCGGAAAGAGCUCACAUGUGCCAUUUGUUUGGAUUUCUUCAAAGACCCGGUCAUACUGAAAUGCGGCCACAAUUUCUGUCGCUUCUGCAUCUGCAUGCACUGGGAUGAAAAUGGCGGAGACUACGGUUAUCAGUGCCCCCAGUGCCGCACGGUGUUCAGCAAGAGGAGCUUCACCAAGAACUACCUGGUGCAGAAUCUGGUUGCCAAACUGGACGAUCUGGACUGCCUGGGCUCUUGUCCCGCACAAACUAAGCCCGUUAAAGUCGAUGGAAAGUGUGACCAACACGGAGAAGAGCUGAAACUGUACUGCCAGACUGACAAGAGGCCCAUCUGUGUAGUCUGCAGGGAAUCCAGAGCACACAGACACCAUGAGGUAGCACCAGUUCCAGAAGUUGUGAAUGAUAUGAAGAUGGAGUUGAAACUGAGGCUGAUGGAGCUCAACUGGCAGAAGUCUCAAUGUGUGAAAGUUAUAACGGCUGAUGAGCGCACCAAAAAUGAAGUCAGGCUGAAGAAACAGAGACUCAAGGAGAAGAUAGAGGCGGAUGUCGGUGCCAUGGUCCAGUUCUUGCUUGAUGAAAGGGACUCCCUGCUCGAGAGCCUUGACGCCGAGGAAGUGGCCAAUAUGGCCGUCAUAGACGACAACUUGAAGAUUGUGGAAAAGGAGGCAGCAGAUGUGGACAAAGCUAUAACUAAUAUUCAUAGCCACAUCAGUGGGAAAACCAGCUUCGAGAGCCUUGCUGAGACAUUCAAUGAGGCCAUCCACUGCAAGCCUUUCACAUCUCUGGAGCCGGUUAAUUGUCAGACUGAAUUUACAGACUUCUCAGGGCCCUUCCAGCUUAUCAUGUGGAAGAAGAUGAUGCAUGUGCUGCAUACCAUGCCUCAGAACCUCACGUUAGACCCAGACACCGCUCACCCAAACCUGCUCAUCUCAGACUUUGACACAAAAGUGGAGGAGGGCCGUGUUCGCAACCAGGAGCCAGACCUGCCUGCCCGCUUCAACCGAUUCUGCGGCGUCCUCGCCACAGCCCAGUACGCCAGUGGCCAGCACUACUGGGAGGUGGAUGUGAGGGACAAAGGUGUUUGGUACCUGGGAAUCACCACUGAGUGCAGCAACAGGAAGGGCUUUGUCAGCCUCACUCCGUCCGCAGGGUACUGGAGCCUGUGUCUGCAAGACCGGCUGUAUGCCAACGGAGAGCACGGGCGCAUCCCUGUUGCCGACUACUGGAACUCUCCUCGGGUCGGCGUGUACCUGGACUACGACAACGGGCGUCUCAGUUUCUACGACGCCGUCACAAUGAAGAGACUGUACAUGUUUGACACCUGCUUUGAGGAACCUGUCUACCCUUUCUUCAGCCCAGGGAAGAAUGAUCCUGGCAGCAGGCUGCAGAUAUGUCACUAUUACUGAGUAAUGGAGCUUUUAUGGGUUUGAUUCAAUUUACUAAUGUAUUCCAGUGUUGUUCAGAUUUACUGUUCACCAGGUUUAAUCUCACAGCUGGGGCUGCGUGCCAUAGUGAUGUUGACCCUUGGAGUUGUAUACUGUAUGCAUUUGAGCUGUUUCUUGUUGGUCUUACUGGUACUAAGUAAAAGUAAGGGUUACAUGGAGAAGAUUUACCAGGUGUCUCUGAGGUCCAACAUUUUAAAUUUGGUAUCUUAUAACCUAGACACACUCACUGUAGGCUUAUACCCCUGACUACUGUGGCUGGGAGUUAGGCGAGGUGCUUUGCUGUUUAUAUCACUGUGUCUGCUGGGAUGCAGAUGCCUCAGAUGCUCUUGAUUAGAGCAUAUACAACUCUUAUCUUAGCAACUGCUAUGCCAUACUACUGUACAUAAACUACGUUUGCAGGGUAGAGUCAGAGCUGGACAUGUGAAGGACAUAUGACAUAGUUAUCACAUUGAUAGCUGUUGACAGUUAAGUUUCCCUCCAUUAUUCAAGACUGAAGAACGGUCAGUAAUUGCUGAUGGUUAUCGGGAUUAUUUGACUGAAAUUGUUUGGCUUACUGGAAUUUAGACUCUCGGACAAUAGUUCAACUUCCAGGAACUUGCUCGGGGUUGUUGUUUGUCGAUGUCAGUGCAGAUGAUUUUACCUUUAGCCUUUUUAAAGUCAUCUUUUAUUUUAAAUGAGAUAUAUUGACUGUCGUCUUUUUUUCCUCUCUAUAUUCACAUUUGAACCUUAUUUUAUGUAAGCAGUGAUAAUGAAGCUAUAAAGUCAUGUUGUUUUGCUUUGUUCAGGUAUUCUGUCCUGAAAUAAGCUGAUAUUAAAAAGUGAAGAGUUUCAAAUAAGCUAAUUUGCAAACUGUAAAGUUGACAGGCAUGUCUUUCGAUGGGUAAAAUUGUAGAUGUCAUCCUCCCUUUUUUUUUAAAAGAUUCCAUCAACUUUUUCAGCCACGAGCAGAGCCUGGUGGACUUAAACAACCACAGCUGACUGAUGAUUCUGUUACAUCCUCAUCCUUUUUUUUUUUUUUUUUUUUUUUUUUUUAGCAAAUUACUUUCUUAACUUUGUUUAAAGUAAUCUUAGAUUUAAAAAUAACUGAGUUGGUCUUCGUGCUGCAAGUUUGUCGUGACAUUUUUGGGGGGCUAUUAUUGUCCAGGUGGAUUUUUUUUUUUUUUUUUUUUUUUUUUUUUUAAAUCCAUCAAUGUGGUUUUUAUUUGAUUUCUGAAUGUAAACAAUACACGUAUUAGGACAAUUAUAUUUUGUUCUGUCUUCAUAAUCUUACGCUUUAUAACCUCAAAUAAGAAUGUUUAAACUUUUAUGGAUUUCAGUUUUUGUUGUGCAGUUCCCACACGUAAGAUGCCUACUGUUUUUUACAGGGUCGUGCAUAGACUUUUUUUCCUUUUCAAAUCAUGUAUCAAGGAGCACACCAGAAGCAUUUUACAGCAUGGGCACUGAUGUGUUUAACAGAAUGUCGUUCCCUGCAGCCAAGUUCAAGUUGCUCCUUUUUUUUUCUGUUUUUAAUUUUAGGCGUCUAAGGUAUUCUUUUUGUUUGAACUUAACCUCUGUUAACUUUUGCGUAUCUGCUGAUAUGUGUUUUGUCUAAGACUGUAUACCUCAUUGAAUAGCUAUACAUACUUUUUCCUUGCAAAAUUCCAUUGAUGUAUUCAGCUUAGCAGUUUUUAGGCUUUGUCUUAAUAAGUGUGAUGCCCCACCCCCAUCAAAAAGAGAGGAGAGAGAGAGAGAGAGGGAGGAAAAAAAAAGAACCUUUGUGGUUCCUGUUUGUGGCCCUUUCACCUGCUAUGACUGUGCUUCAUGUUUCGCUGACUUGACAGUGAGAUUAAAAGAGAAAAAAGA